UGAGUGCCCGGCAGGGAGGCUGGACGCGGGUUCCAUGGUUUUCCUGGUGGUGUUGGUGUGUCUCCCUGGCCCUAAUGAAUGAGUCACGGUCAGGGGGUGUGGGCGUGUCCAUGUCAUGGCUAACACGCCCUCCAGGCCAUCAAGCACAGGUGCAGACACCGUGCGUGGAUGCAAGCCCACACCGCCCACACGUCAUUCACGCCUCUGCACAGUCCACCACCCCCUCAUGAUUUGCCACAAUGACGGAGGAAAUUUUAUCUCUCAAGUGGAACAACCACCAUACAACAUUUUUUCAUGUCUUAUCAAGUGUCAGACUAAAGGAAGCGUACUCUGAUGCCACGGUGGCAUGUGAGGGCAAGUUCUUUCCAGUGCACAAGUUGGUCAUGUCUUCGUGCAGUGACUACUUUGAGCAGAUCUUCCAGGUGGUACAGUGCCGACACCCUGUCAUUGUGCUCAAGGACAUCACUUACCAACACAUGGACCUGCUCCUCAGCUACAUGUACCUGGGGGAGGUCAAGGUAGCUCGAGGGGAUCUGCAAGGGCUGCUUAGAGCUGCUGAGUGUCUCAGGAUCAAGGGUCUGGCUGUUCCUGAUGAAUCUCCAGUGAAAGAGGAAAUGUCCCCCUCAGUCACCGAGUCAGAAGGGGAUCCCAGCCCUCCUAGAAAACGAUUGAGAGCUGAGGAGGUAGUCAGUCCUCAAGAAAUAACUCAUAUUCCCACCCCACAGUCCCAGAAUCCUGCCACUGCCACUACAACUACGGAUUUCUCUUCUCAAUACCAAGACCAGGAAAAUAGGGAAUUCUUCGACUUACAGGUUCAGCCCUUCGGAGACCCAGUGAAUGUUGUGAAAGAUGAAGUGAAGUAUGAAAUGCAGGAGAAUGCCAACAUGGCCAAGGGAACAGGAGUGCCAGUGAGCCAGAACAUGGUACCAGCAGCAGGUGUUGGCACCCAUGGCACCCACCAACCCCAUACAGGACAGGAACCAUUGUUUGCGUGGAGUCAUCCUGAAGGGAAUCACCAGAACAACAUGAACUACCCCAUGAACGUGCUGCCCAACACACUGCCCGAACUCAACUUGUUCUCUUGUCUCCAGAACAAUGACCCUGGGAACAAUCGAAUAAGUUCACUCAAAUGUGCAUACUGUGAGAAGAUGUUCAUCUACCCUGCAAAGCUGGCAAGCCACUUAAGAACACACACGGGCGAGAAGCCGUUUGCGUGUCCUUACUGCCCUUACCGAGCCACGCAGCAAGGCAACCUCAACCGUCACGUCAAAAUCAAGCACUAUGUAGAGCAAGGCAACUGAUUUCCAAGUGGUCACUGGUCACUAUCUCUAACUUGUACUCUGAGUUACUCUUGUAAAUUUCAAUGUGUCUAUACUUUUAUAUAAACGAAUGUAUUUCUGUUGUGUCUAGAGCCAAGUUGGCAAGAAAAGUCGAAACUGUGUUAUAAUGGACUGAUUGGAGGCUCUGCUGAUGUAUGAGACUAUUUAGUUUCAGACUGUUAGGAUAUGUCCCUUUUUUUACAUAUACAGUUAGGGGCAUACGCUAGAGUUGCGCAUGGCCUCAGUGCUCAUCUCCGUCACACUGGUCCAUGUGCCUGUGGCAGGAAAUAAUUAUAAUCCAUUAACUUGGGACACAGGACCAGUGUGACAUCCGGGUUACCACAGUUGACCUUCCUUAGGUUUCCCCAUGUCCUGUAAUAAAUAGAAAAAUUGGCCUUUUAAAAGUUCUGCUAGUAGUGUAAUAUUUGAUACAUUGCAUUUCCUCAUUAAAUGUCACUGUAAAAAUACGUUUCAGAAUUAUUGUUUGAAGAUCAGUGUUGUCCCGUGUGAGUGCUUCUCAGCUUCCUACUAUUGGUUGACUGACUGCUGUGGAAAGGGGUCUUAUCAAUCGACACAGUUCCGGACACAUCUCUUGCAUUCAAUCUGCGUAAAAGGUUACUGCACCUUGGGGUCAGCGCAGUAGCUCUCCACAUAAAGUGCGACUCCUAACAUGGGCUAACAAUGUAGGUAGAGACAUUUUUGUUCAUUUGACAGCAAAGUACUCCCUACUCCUCCCAGGCAAUGCACUGCUAGCAUCAGUACUCCAUCAGUUGCCAAGAAGGUUGAAUGCAUGAGUGACUUUCCCUCUUUCUACUUUCUGGUCUCAUAUUGCACUUAUAUUUUUUAGUAUUUCAGCCUACUAGAUAUGGGUGGAAAGUUCACUGAUGCAAAAACUAUUGUGGUUGUCAUAGAUCUACAUAAAGCAGUUGUUGACAUCAUAAGAGACUGGCCUGGUAAUUCAACAGAUAUUUCUCCAAUAGGAGAACUUAUAGGUAGUAAUGCAGGCCAAGUUAUGAUGCCAUGAUACCUCCACACACUCCUAGCUGGAAGCAGAGCUACACAAUUGUUGGACAAAAUCAAAUCAGAAACAUCAAUAUUUACAUUAAAACAUCUCAAAGAGGUGCUGAAGAAACAAGGAAAUGCAGUUAAGUACAGGUUGAGAAUCCUUUAUCCGAAAUUCCAAAAUCUGAAAGUUUUUUUAAUGUUGACGACGCGUCAGAAAUGGAAGAUUUCACAAAACAAUCCGUUCUCUUUUCGCAUUUUCUUACUUUUUCCAUAAUAAUAAGACACUUUGGCUAUGUAUAACCUUUCUAAGACCAUAUUUACUUUAUUCCCGCUUUUUAUAUCUUAAGUGAUAGUGCCGUUUAUGUUGAAAUUAAAUGUUUAUUUUAUUUUAUUUAUUUAUUUUUUAUUUUUUUUAAGGUAAACUGUGUUAUAUUGUAAUUGGGUAUUUAUUUCGUUGUUUGCUUCACAUUUAUGCCAAGGUAACUCUGCUUUUCGACAUCUUGUUAACUACGAACAUGCUUAAAGGGAAGAAAAAGAAGAUGAGGAGGAGAUUGAGACAGGACAAAAGUAAAGAAAAAUAUGGGGCAGAGGCAGACAGGAACGAAGGACGGAAUGAAGGAACAAGGGAAAGUUAAAACUCUUGCUUCAUCUGCUGAACCCUUUAUAUAUUAAAGAAGGGAAGAUAAGAAAAAAACAGAUGGGAUGAGAAGGGCAGAGAUUGACACGCCAAUCCUCGUCGACAUAGCCAACUUUUGGUUGGUGACGGCUGAUAAAGUCAGUCUGUCGACUCCCUCUUCAUGGGCUGUCACCCGACAAAGGCCCGCGGUCCCUCCAUCUAAGGACAAAUCUGGAUGUGGAUGUAUGAAUGGAUGAGUAUGAGAUAGGAAGAUGAAUAAAGAGGAAGGAAAGAAGGAAGGAGGAGGGAGGUCUGGCAGUCCCGAGCGUCGGUGCUUGUGGGAAAAUGUAUCAUACCGCCCACACUUCUCAUGCCUCUCAAAGAGUGUAUGUCUCAUCAUUUUAUAAAGGAAUUGGCUUGUCUUACUUGCAAAGUUAUAUUUCAAGUUGAUAAAUACUAUUUAUAAGCAUUUAUAAAUCAAGCAGUCAUCACAGUAACACCUUCGCUCGUUUUUCAUUGUGAUUACCGCGUGUUGUGUGUUCUGUGGUGUAAAGAUAUUGUUGAAAAUGUCAAAAAUUCUGAAAUCUGAAAAAAUCCGAAAUCCACAACACUUUCGGUCCCAGGAAUUUUGGAUAAGGGAUUCUCAACCUGUACUAAGUUUAACAUGGGGUUAAAUUUUAAAAAGUUUUAGUGGUCUGAUAGGAAGCACCUCCUUGGAAUUUGUUUGUGUGGUACUUUUUUGUGCAGAUUGUAGACUUGGCAUUGCAUGAACACUUCAAUAAAAACUACUCGUAAAUCAAU
Molecule: messenger RNA, 3741 nt
Organism: Eriocheir sinensis (Chinese mitten crab)
Lineage: Eukaryota; Metazoa; Arthropoda; Malacostraca; Decapoda; Varunidae
Product: transcription factor GAGA-like
Exons: 7
Coding region: 240-1301 (353 amino acids)
Biological process (GO): regulation of transcription by RNA polymerase II
Cellular component (GO): nucleus
Molecular function (GO): protein binding
Source: RefSeq, a predicted model, not a curated record